UGCCAAUAAUCAGCUAUAGCAUUGCACAAUCUUAAAAUUUCAUUAAUUCCAGAUGCAUAAGUGAAAUUCAAUUGACUUUCUUUUCAAUCAGAACAUUAACAGAGUUCUUUACAAAAACACAUAAUUUUUCAUCUGAAAUGUUAUCUGAAAGUUAAAUCAUAUUUUGUUGCGAACUAAAAAGAGUAAAUUAAAAUUUAAUAAAAAAUUUACAUCAGAUAUACUUAUUUUUGUGAUAUACAUGUAAUAAGUACAUAAUAGAUUCUGCUGUUCCUCCCUCUCUGCAGACUAUUCUCAGACAUCAUUAAUUAACUUUCACUAUGGGACAAAGGUUGAGUCCCUCCUACAUUGUUCUCACCUUUGGUUUGUUGAAUGUUUCUGCUCUCUUCCUGUUUAUGCAAUCUAUAAAAUUUUCAGAGGUUUGGCAGCUCUUUCAAUAAGUCUUCGUUUGUAAACUCUUCUAACAGCAGCAGACCGAUUGAUAAUGGAACCAUCCACUGGUGACCUGACUGAUCCUCUGAUCAACCACGCAGACGGACAACUCUUCCUUCAUGAAGCCUUCAAAAUUAUCGUGGAGGAAGUCCUCUGCAAAGGCACGGAUGUCAAGGAGAAGGUGUGUGAAUGGAGGGAGCCAGAGGAGCUGGCCCGGCUGCUGGAUCUGGAGCUGAGAGAGAAGGGAGAGCCACAGGAAAACCUCCUGCAGAGAGUACGAGAUGUCGCCAAGUACAGCGUCAAGACAAGUCACCCACGUUUCUUCAAUCAGCAGUUUGGUGGCGUUGACUAUCACUCUUUGGCUGGACGUUUCCUCGCUGAGGCUCUCAACACUAAUCUCUUCACUUAUGAAGUGGCACCAGUCUUUGUGCUGAUGGAGGCUGAGGUGCUCAGAGGGCUCCGUGAGCUGGUGGGCUGGACAGAAGGUGACGGCCUUUUCUGCCCGGGAGGCUCCACCUCCAACAUGUACGCCAUGAACCUUGCACGCUACAGACUCUACCCAGAGGUCAAAAGCCAGGGCCUGUGGAGUCUCCCGCAACUCACCAUCUUUACAUCCCCUGAGAGCCAUUACUCUGUGAAAAAGGGGGCUGCAUUUAUGGGUUUUGGGAUGGACAAUGUCAUCUUGGUAAAAGUGGAUGAUGGAGGUCGCAUGAUCCCAGAAGACCUGGAUGAAAAAAUAGAGCUUUCAAAAUCUCAGGGUGCGGUUCCAUUCUUUGUGAGCUGCACAUCAGGCACCACGGUACAGGGGGCCUUUGAUCCACUGGAUCGCAUAGCCGAUGUUUGUGACAAACACAAGCUAUGGCUGCACAUUGAUGCUGCCUGGGGAGGAAGCGUGCUGUUUUCCAAGAAACACCGUCAUCUGAUGAAGGGAGUGCACAGGGGAAGCUCAGUAGCCUGGAAUCAACACAAGAUGCUGGUUGCUGGCCUGCAAUGUUCUGUUCUGCUGCUUAAGGAUACAACGGAUUUACUGAAGAAGUGCCAUUGUGCAAAUGCAACAUAUCUGUUCCAGCAAGACAAAUUUUAUGAUGUGAAUCUGGAUGUUGGGGAUAAGUCUGUGCAGUGCAGCCGCAAGGUGGACUGUCUGAAGCUGUGGCUGAUGUGGAAAGCAGUCGGCUCAGCUGGGCUGGAACAGCGUGUAGACAAAGCUUUUCUCCAUGCAAGGUAUGUGGUGGAUCAAAUGAAGAGAAGAGAGGGGUUCCAACUUUUGAGGGAACCGGAGUUUGUGAAUGUGUGCUUUUGGUUCAUCCCGCCAAGUCUGAGAGGGAAGGAAAAAAAUGCAGACUACCAGAACAGGCUGGCUAAGGUUGCUCCAGUAAUCAAGGAACGUAUGAUGAAACAAGGCACCAUGAUGGUCGGCUACCAACCUCUUGGAGACAGGGUCAACUUUUUCCGCAUAACCAUUUUGUCACCACUGGUUUCCCAAAAAGACCUGGACUUCUUCCUGGAUGAAAUUGAAAGACUCGGAAAUGAUUUAUGACACAAAUAAUUGUCACAGAUUGUGGAAAAACAUUAAACAUCCUUAAUCAUCACUUAUUAAGCUUACUGUAAGAGUAUAGUGGCAUAACAGCACACUGGUACACGACAUACCUGGAUAAAUAAAUAAAUUAAAUUAAAAAUAAAU
Molecule: messenger RNA, 2110 nt
Organism: Poeciliopsis prolifica (blackstripe livebearer)
Lineage: Eukaryota; Metazoa; Chordata; Actinopteri; Cyprinodontiformes; Poeciliidae
Gene: csad
Product: cysteine sulfinic acid decarboxylase
Exons: 13
Coding region: 482-1966 (494 amino acids)
Biological process (GO): carboxylic acid metabolic process
Cellular component (GO): cytoplasm
Molecular function (GO): pyridoxal phosphate binding; sulfinoalanine decarboxylase activity
Source: RefSeq, a predicted model, not a curated record